UAUGAUUGGACAUAGGCAUCUGUGCUGUAACGUCUGUUUUGUUUAUAGCCGGUACCAGAUGUGUGAGAACAUUUAAUGACGGCGAGGCUGUGGAUCACUGGAUUACUGGCUCAUGCACCAGCGUUGUUUCGUCAGUGUUGUGUUCUUACAUUCUGUAUGUGGAAGCAGUAAAUUUCCUUGAGGCUUUGGAACUACCCUCCUACUGCUUUCAAAGCAAUUUUGGAGGUAAAUUUGCUGACGUGAAGGAAGACUGAGGUGAGAAUGCUUGCAAUCACCAGCUGACUCCUGUGAGACAAAACAGGCACCAUACAGCCACUAUGGGGAUUGUGCUGGGUCGUUUCCGCAAGAAGCGGACAACGAUUGAAGUUUUGGAGGAUCUGGACAGGCGUAUCAAGGAAAUGGAAAAGCGACGUGCCAGUACAGAGCAGACACAUCGCGUCGUUAUCGGUCGUCUCGUGCUGUAUUCCGUUGGCACCUAUAUUAUUGCAGCAUUAGUGUUCUAUUUCUUUUUCUUCCCAGCUUCUCUCAGUGAACAAAUCUUCUAUAUAACACCACUGCUUGUCUUCCCAUUGAUUGUGAUACUUCUGAGACGCGGAAUCGUGUGGUAUUUCAAGCGACAAAUAACGAACAGUGAGACAAAGUUGGCACAAAUGGAAAAACAGAAGCAAGAUAUCCUUGAAGAAGUGAUGGACAAAGAAACUUAUAAGACUGCCAAACAGAUCUUAGAGAGAUUUGCACCAAAAAAGGAACUAGCUGUGGUGUCACCACUGCCUGCAAAGACAUCAGCCUCCAACCAGAAGGUUGAUAAUAUCUCCCCAUCUUCAUCAGCACCAGAUCUCAGACGCCGUCCUCUGGGGCAACAACAGCAGCAGCAACAACAACAACAACAACAACAACAACAACAACAACAACAACAACAACAACCACGAGAACAUUUCCAGCCACCAAAGACAUCUCUUGUUCCUAGGGGUCGCUCUCCCACUCUUCUGCAGUCAGCACCUAUAUUCCCUGCACCAAUGGGAGGUCGCUAUCCCGGUGGCUAUACUGGCCAGAGUAGGCUUGCCCCUGGCCCGCCAUUGCCCCGGCCGAUAGCACCUCGCGAGCGAUCGGUUGUUGACCGUCUAGUUGAUUUUCUUAUAGCUGAUGGACCAAGUAACCGAUAUGCACUCAUAUGUCAACAGUGCCAGUCGCACAAUGGCUUGGCUCUCAAAGAGGAGUUCGAGUUCGUUGCGUUCCGCUGCUGUUACUGUUAUGCAAUGAAUCCAGCACGUAAAGUGCGCCUGUCACCGCCUCGUAUUGAUGGUAUCGACCGUCCAUCCGCUGCCCCUGGAACUCUCCCCUCACUUCCUCCACCUCAUACCAUCGAUUCGUCUGAGGGUCCCACAGACAGUGAGUCUGAGCGUUUAUCUAGGUCAGACUCCUCCUCUGAAGAUGAAGAGGAUAAAAAGCAGCUAUCACCAUCAUCAUCUUCCACACUACCAGUAGAAGAGAACGUAGUACAUGGUGAUCAGCAUGACAGUGGAGACAAGGAGGAUGUGAAGAGUAAGCUGCAAGAGUCCGAUUCUGCCCCUCCGCUUCCUGCAGAGGAUGGUGAGAAGCAGCCUCCCUCAGAAGAAGCACAUAAAAUUGAGGAGCUGUCAGCUGCAGAGUAAUCCUUGUAGCUGGUGCUGGCACAGUUAGCUUUGCAGUUUGUCACAAGCUUUUCAUGUUGCCACAUUCUACUUCACUUUGGGAACCAAUUGUAAUAAAUAAUGUGCUUCCAGAUAAAAGUAUAGAAGUAUCAAAGUUGGUGUAAUCAUCCAACAUCAGAAGUCUUUGUACACAAAUGCAUGUUUCUGUUUCUUGUAUGGAUGUUAUUUGUUCUACACUAUUCUUGUUACCCUCAUUUCUUUGCAUUCUUUUGUUGCAUUUAAUUUUACAGCAGCCGUGGUUGGCAAAAAUCUCAUAUGAAUUGAUGCUUCAUUUAAGACUGCUUUGAGGACUUAAAAAUUCUAAUAACAGAAUAGAUUUUUAAAUUAUAAUGUUAAUUCUGUUUACACAUUGAGGAAUUUUUUUUUUGUGUAGCUUUUAAUUUAUUUUCGUAGUUGAGUAUACGUAAAUGCACAGUCAAUUGAAUAUUUAAAUUUAUUUAUUUGUACCUAAUAUGUUUCUACUACUGACAGAAAGUAUGAAUAACAUACUUUGUUGUAAGUUCUUACUUUUCCAUCUUUUGCCCAAAACUGGGAAGUUGUGUCAUACAACUUCAAUAAUUCUGUAAUGGUUGGGAUGUGUACAGCAGUCAAUUGAAAUUAUAAAAGUGUCUUAAAUAAUUGUUAUAGCAUUGCAGCAUGCUGCUAUAUAGAUUGUAUUUUUAUAUUUUGAAGUAAUUAAAGCAAUAAAUAUUUUGUUUGUAAGCUGCUCAUGAAA
This is a messenger RNA of Schistocerca piceifrons (Central American locust), 2406 nucleotides long. Its product is annotated as endoplasmic reticulum junction formation protein lunapark-B-like. The record is from RefSeq and is a predicted model, not a curated record. The transcript is spliced from 2 exons. Gene Ontology annotation, cellular component: endoplasmic reticulum tubular network. Lineage: Eukaryota; Metazoa; Arthropoda; Insecta; Orthoptera; Acrididae. The coding region runs from base 318 to 1652 and encodes 444 amino acids. Gene Ontology annotation, biological process: endoplasmic reticulum tubular network organization.